Molecule: messenger RNA, 5202 nt
Organism: Hirundo rustica (Barn swallow)
Lineage: Eukaryota; Metazoa; Chordata; Aves; Passeriformes; Hirundinidae
Gene: NEURL1B
Product: neuralized E3 ubiquitin protein ligase 1B
Exons: 5
Coding region: 83-1753 (556 amino acids)
Biological process (GO): ubiquitin-dependent endocytosis
Cellular component (GO): early endosome
Molecular function (GO): ubiquitin protein ligase activity
Source: RefSeq, a predicted model, not a curated record
GCGGAGGGAGGCGGGUGCUGUCCAUGGCCCUGCGGAGCUCCGGGCGGCCCCGGGCUCCGCCGCGCCGCCGAGCGAGCGAGCGAUGGGCAACACGGUGCACAAGACGCUGGCAGACACGAGCCACCAGGCCCGCUCGGUGUCCAGCCGUCCCUACUACAGCCUGCCCAACAGCAGCCAUGAGAGACGCUCGGUGCUGGCCGUGGCGGAGCCGCCGCGCUUCCACUCGCAGGCCAAGGGCAAGAACGUGCGGCUGGACGCGCACUCGCGCAAGGCCACGCGCAGGAACAGCUUCUGCAACGGCGUCACCUUCACCAACAGGCCCAUCCACCUGUACGAGAAGGUGCGCCUCAAGCUGGUGGCCGUGCACCACGGCUGGAGCGGGGCCCUGCGCUUCGGCUUCACCAUCCACGACCCCUCGCAGAUGAGCUCCGAGGAGAUACCAAAGUACGCCUGCCCCGACCUCGUCACGCGCCCCGGCUACUGGGCCAAGGCUCUGCCGGAGAGGUUUGCGGUCAGGGACAAUAUCUUGGCCUUCUGGGUGGACCGGCACGGCAGAGUCUUCUACAGUAUUAACGACGAGGAGCCCAUCUUGUUUCACUGUGGUAUUAAAGUUUCCGGGCCGCUUUGGGCCCUCAUAGACGUCUAUGGAAUUACCCACGAAGUGCAAAUUCUAGACAGCAUGUUUGCAGAGACCAUGACCACCGCCCGGCUCAGCACCGCCCGGCUCAGCACCUGCCUUCCCCAGAGCAACCACGACUCGGCCAACUUCAACAACAACGAGCUCGAGAACAACCAAGUGGUGGCCAAAAUCGCAAACCUAAACCUAAGCCGGGUACCAGGGCUGGGGACCGACAACCACAUCAUCCCCUGCUGCCCCAGCCGGCGGCAGCACGCCCAGGGAAUGCCGGCGUUCCUGGACACCGACCUGCGGUUCCACCCCACCCGCGGCCCCGACAUCACCUUUUCCCAGGACAGGAUGGUGGCCUGCACCAACUGGCAGGAGAGCAAUAGGACUUUGGUGUUUUCCGACCGGCCUUUGCACAUCGGGGAGAGCCUCUUUGUGGAAGUGGGACACCUGGGGCUGCCCUACUACGGGGCGCUCUCGUUCGGCAUCACCUCUUGUGAUCCGAGCACGUUGCGGACAAACGAGCUCCCGGCUGAUCCGGACUUUCUCCUGGACCGCAAGGAGUACUGGGUGGUUUACCGGGCGUUCCCGGUGCUCAACAGCGGCGACAUCCUCAGCUUCAUGGUCCUGCCCAACGGAGAGGUGCACCACGGGGUCAACGGGGCCAGCCGGGGCAUGCUCAUGUGCGUGGACACCUCGCAGUCCCUCUGGGUGUUUUUUACGAUCCACGGCGUGAUCAACCAGCUCAAAAUCCUGGGCACGGUGCAGUCCAGCCCAGUGACGGUGUCUCCCUCAGGAUCCCCCGGUGGCUCCCAGUACGACAGCGACUCGGACAUGGCCUUCAGCGUCAACCGCUCCUCGUCAGCCUCCGAGUCCUCGCUGGUGACUGCCCCCAGCUCCCCUCUGAGCCCCCCCAUCUCUCCUGCCUUCUCCCCUCCGGAGCCAUCGGGCAGCAAGAACGGGGAGUGCACCGUGUGCUUUGACAGCGAGGUGGACACGGUGAUCUACACCUGCGGACACAUGUGCCUCUGCAACACCUGCGGUCUUAAGCUGAAGAAGCAGCUCAACGCCUGCUGCCCCAUCUGCCGACGGGUCAUCAAAGACGUGAUUAAAAUCUACCGCCCGUAGCGCCCGGCACGGGCUGCAGCAAGGGGGAACGCCGCUAGCAAACCACGCCUUUCCGUCCCUGCUUAUGGGUUAUCGUGCUGGUCAGUCGUUAUCAAGUGGCUCGUUAUCUGUGUUUCCUUAUUUGACUGGUAGGGCGCAAUUCAGGGAGCGAAGCUGAGCAUCGCGCGGGGCCCGCAGGCACGGCUGCUCCCGGCCCACCGCCGGCACCCGAGCCAGCUGCCAAGGAGAAAUUUCCCGUGCAAAAGCUCUUUUUUUUUCCCUUCCUCCCACUGCGGGGGGAGGUUCGGGAUGGGGAGGUUGCCACUCGGGCAGUGCCAGGUGACACUGAGCUUCCCGACCCUAAAACCCCACAGCUAGGGGCUGCUGCCAGGGGCUUGGGCUGUGGUGGAGCAGAACUGGGAUGAGGCCCAGCAGGAGGGUUCAAAGUGGACAGAACCGACCUGGAAACGUCCUGCAAGGAGAACUAGCUCAGGCCAAAGAGUGGCACAGCCGGGUUGUCUCUUAUCGGGGUUCCGUGCCCAUGAUCAGGCUCGUGGGGACGUGGAGGAGCUGGUCUGGGCUUAGACAAAGCAGAUUUUCCUUUCUGUGGCAGAACAGGGAUUUCUGGCCGUGGGGGCUGAGAGCCAGGGAGCUGCCCUGGGGUAGCAGAGAGCAGCGUGAGCCCUGGCAGAGCCCAGGCAGCCCCUGCAGGGACGGAGCUGCAGGGAGUGCGAGGGGCAGCUCAGGCACUGCCCCGCUGCCGUCUGAAGCCAUAAACUGCAGCCUGCGGGCCACAAGGGUGCUGGGACGGGCACACUGCAGCCCUGCCUUGGGAUAAUACCGCAGUGACGGGGUUUGUCACCUCCAGGCACGCCCCCCUGCCCUUUGCUGUGCCCUCCUGGCAGGUGGCACAGCUGCCGUGUCACCCUGUCCUGUCACCCAUUCCAGACCUUCCCCUGCAGCCAGUGCCACAGCAGGGCUUGGCCCUCCUCCUGCCCCAUCACGGGGAUUUUUUGGAGGCUCUGGCGAGAAAUUAAUUUCUGACCCAGUCCCAUCAGGUUCACCUUUAUUUCUGGGGGCUGGAUAUGCUGAUUUUACCUGUUCUUUCUCCAGCCUUUGCAGGUUUCCCAGCACAGCUCCCAGCUGCCUGCAGGCUGGGUCUCAGCUAUAGGUGAGACCUAGUCGAGAAAAACAGGGACUAUCUCACUUGGCUUUACUCAGGAGGGAACAAAAAGGCUCUGAGGCUGACUUAGAUGGUGGGAAUUGAAAGAUAAACGGGGUUUGGGUGUAAUGUCAGCUACGGACAGCACCUGAUUGUGCAGCACCAGGGCUGGUGUGAGGAGCUCAGCAUCCUCCUCCCUGCUGCUCCAGGAGGAGCUGCCCACCACUCUCCAUCCUCUGCCCAUUGCACGGCCCCUGUCCCGUCCUUCAGCCCGAGCCUGGCCAGUUUCCAGCUGGUCCAGGCUCAUAAAGAGGGGAAAAAAGAUGGAAGUGGGAGGAUGAGAGGAGCUGUGUCACUGCAGCUCGGUGACCGUGUGCUACCAAGUGCGUAAGAACAGCUUUUCAGAAGGGUGCAAUUACCACAUUUCAGUCUGGGGAAAGGGAAGUAUAGAAUAAAACUCCUGUACAUUUCAGGGCUUCUGGGCACCAAGGGAGCCCGGGGGCUGUCUGGCUAUUCCCUCUCUCCUCCAAGGCUGUGGGUGUGAGGUGCUGCUGCCCAGGUGGUGGCUUGGCUGUGCCAGGAGAGCUGGGUUUGGGUGCUGGCCCGUGCCAGCCCCGUGCCAGCGCUGUGCCAGCCCUGUGCCACGCUGCCAUUGGGGAGAGCACACCCAGGGAGCCGCUCAUCCUCCUCCUGCAGCGGGCUGUGCUCAGAGGACACCCAGACACCUCUUGUUUUUUACCUUGGAGAGCUGAUGAACGUUUUAAUUGAGUGUUUCCAUGAGAGGCUGCAGUGGAGCGAGACCUCUGAGCCAUGGCCCUGCACGAGGGCCCAAAAGCUUUGCAGAGCCCUUUUUGGAGACCUGGCUGAUGCCACUGGCUGUGCCACCACCCUCAGCAGGAGCCACUACGCCUUUCACUGCCACCUUUCCCUGAGGAGGAGCCGGGACACAUCCCCUGCAUCUGGAGCUUUUUCUGGACCUCCCAGCCGUCCCCGACCCCGGGCACCACAGGCUUUGCAUUCCCAGGGAUCUCCCAGCCCCAUCUGGCAGAUCCAGGUCUGCCUGUGGGCACAGCACCAUGGGCACAGCGGUGCCAGGGUGUGUCAGCGCCUGCCUGGGCACUGCCAGCCGUGGUGGGAAGCCUUUCCACGGGGAGGAAAUCAAGGAAAGCUGUCGGAAUGCCCAGCCUGGAUCAGGUGUGGGUCAUCCCCAGGGUCGCUGUCCCAGUUUCAGAGGUGCCCUUUGGUCACUGGCAGAACCCCCUGGUUUGGUGCCACGCCAGCAGGGUGGGUGCAGCCGGGGUGGUUUUUUUUUUUUGGUGUAGCUCUGUUUUGUAUUUUUAAGUCAGCAAGGAGAAACACCGAAUCCACCCUGGGAGCUGCUCAGGGCGAGUUGCAGAAGCUGAAUUUUUGCUGUAGCAGCCAAAACCAGUUUGCGAGAAGGGGCAGCACCCAGUGAGGCCAGCAAGGGAACCGAGUGGGAUGGGAGAGCAGUGGACCAGCAGCCCUGCCUAUCCAAGAGCAACAGGAAUUUUCCAAAAUAGGCCUCAAAAAAAAAAAAAAAAAAAAAAAAAAAAAAAAAAAAAGAGAGAAUAUAUAUAUUAAGAAAAAAAAAAAUACUCCAGGAAAAGGUAGCCUCUUACAGAUUUCAUUGUUAGUAUUCGUAUUGCUAUUUUUUUUAAACAGUCCAAUGAUAUUUGAUUUGUACAGAAGAUCUGUUUGUGCCUUAUAAGGGUGUCUGUGCACUUUUUAUCCUUUUUAAAGCAACUUUUAAAAAGAAAAAAAAAAAAGAAAAAAACAAACAAACAAACAAAAAAAUAUGGGGGGAGAAAACCAACACAGAUCAAUGGUAGUUUUAUAGAAUUUUGUGUUCACUGAGAAUCCUGCUUUACAUGUAUCUAUAGACAUCUACAGGUAGAUAUCUAUAGAUAUAUGAGUGACAAAGUGUUUCUUUCCAUGGAUUUUCCCCUCCUCUCCUCCUUAACCUUUGUUUGAAAAUUGAAGAAAAAAAGGAAGGAAGGAAAGAGAUGGGGGAACUCUUUGACCUCUCCCCCUUUCUGAGGCAGUUCCUCUCUUGUCGUUACCUUUAUGAUUCAAUACUGUGACCUGUAUUAUCUUGUUGAAGCUGAAUCAGAUCUUGGACCUCUGUAUUAGGCUUUUCAAGCAAAUUUUUUGGGGGGCCUGGGGAGGGAGGGCAUCGCACGAGGGAGGGAGCUGCACCUCUACAUGUCAGUGCUCUAUAGUGUUCAGUGCUGUGUGUUUUCCUUUUGUCCAUUUACCUGUUUUCCAUGAAUAUAAUUUGACUUGUUUA